AUGUCUUUCUAUCUGAACAAUAUCAUGUCAGACCAAAUGUUUGACGAUCUUCUGAAGGAGAAGCGAAUUCUUCUGGUUCGAUUUGGGUAUGCCGCAGAGAAAGAUUGCGAGCGCCUGGACAGAAUGCUUGCGUCAAUAAAUCAAAUGGUGAGCAGAUAUUUUGCAAUUGCAGCAUACGAAACAAGAGAUGUGACAGAAUUACUCCGCAAAAAGUACAACAUAACAGAGGAGACUCGGCACAUUCUUGUGUUCUUUACCAAGGGCGCACCUAUUUAUGUUUCGUUUUGCAAGAGGCCAAGCUUUCAGAUAUGCGAGUAUAUCCCGGGUGUGGAAGAAAUGCUGUCUCUUUUAAUUAUGGUGCACCAAGGAAUAACCCAUAAUAAGAAAAUAAUCAAUGUUUAUGGGACAUACUUUGAAAAUAAGAAAUCAGUAAGAAAGCUUGAGAAACAGGAAACUUGA
Messenger RNA from Nematocida parisii ERTm1, 459 nucleotides. RefSeq lists its product as uncharacterized. Gene Ontology annotation, cellular component: U4/U6 x U5 tri-snRNP complex. NCBI's taxonomy places the organism in Eukaryota, Fungi, Microsporidia. The transcript has a single exon. Bases 1 to 459 code for a protein of 152 amino acids. The record is from RefSeq and is a predicted model, not a curated record. Gene Ontology annotation, biological process: mRNA splicing, via spliceosome.